Molecule: messenger RNA, 1647 nt
Organism: Capronia coronata CBS 617.96
Lineage: Eukaryota; Fungi; Ascomycota; Eurotiomycetes; Chaetothyriales; Herpotrichiellaceae
Exons: 4
Coding region: 1-1647 (548 amino acids)
Molecular function (GO): catalytic activity
Source: RefSeq, a predicted model, not a curated record
AUGGUCAUAGUAUCCAUUGACGAGAACUCAACCAAGCUUGAUGCUGCUGAGAUUCGCUCUCUCACCAGCAAGGCGGGCCUGUCGCUGCCCGAAAGCGCGGUUGAAGAUUGGCGUACUCUGCUUGGCUUGUUUGAAGAUUCAGCACAGCUCGUUUUCAAAGAGGACGACGGGCUUCCGACCCCUGACCCGGCCAGAUACAUCAGGACAGACGUCCACGUGCCAGAGGACAACAACAAAGGUGGAUGGGCCACGCGGUGUACCAUCAAGAGCACUACUCCUACGAGCGCCUUGCUGGCCGGACGCACGGUCGCGAUAAAGGACAAUAUUGCCGUUGGUGGCGUCCGAGUCACCAACGGGCUCCCGCCAGUCAAUGGAGAGUGGGUUCCUCCUUAUGAUGCGACUGUUGUGACCAGAAUCCUUGAUGCAGGAGGUAUAGUUACUGGCAAGGCCGCUUGCGAGAAUGCGUGCAUGGAACCUAUUUCCAACACUGCAUACACAGGCGCCGUCCACAACCCACAUGCGGAUGGCUAUACUUGUGGAGGAUCCAGUAGCGGAUCUGGCAGAUUAGUUGCCGUAGGCGCCGUGGACAUGGCUCUGGGAGCUGAUCAGGGAGGAUCAAUCCGAAUCCCAGCAGCACUCUGCGGGAUCGUCGGCCACAAACCGACAUGGGGUCUCGUUCCAUAUACCGGAAUCAUGGGCCUCCAAUCAGUCAUUGACCAUACCGGGCCCAUGGCAAGGACCGUACGAGACACGGCACUACUUCUCGAAGCAAUCGCCGGGCCCGACGGCAUAGAUGAUCGUCAACCAGCCAGCAUGGCCGCCGAGUCACUACGCUUCGUUGAAGGUCUCGACAAAUUCCUCGCCACGACCGCCGGUAGCAAUCAACUCCUCAAAGGCUUCAAGAUUGGCGUUCUCGAGGAAGGCUUCACAGGCAGACAGAUCAACGCCAACGUCGCGAAGGCAUGCCAUUCCGCCAUUGCCGAUCUGAAAGCCCUGGGCGCCGACGUGGUCGAAGUCUCCGUCCCAGACCACGAAAAGAUCUGCUUGAUCUGGUCGUGCGCGUUGGCUCUGCGCGGCGGUCGCGAAGGCCUCUUGGGCGACACCACAGGCCGCAAACAAUUCGAGAUGACCGACCGCGACGUCAAAGCCACUCCAGCCAUGGGCCCCGCUGGGGAGGCAUAUCUGUCUCAAGAAUUCUACGAUGCGCUCGGGUGCGGCGCCCAGAAUCUCUAUAUGCGCUAUUUGUACGUCAAUGAGAAGUACGGCGCCAGGCUGCACGCCAAGAGCACGAACUUGCUGAGGAAAGCGACGCAAGCCUACGACGCGGCCCUCGCCUCGGUGGACGUCUUGGUCUUGCCCACCGUGCCUAUUCCCGCGCCGGCGUUUCCUGACGUUGCUGCGGACAGGCCGCUCGAACGUCUGUCGUAUGGCCUGGGUAUGGUUGAUAAUACGGCGCAGUUCAAUUCGACCGGACAUCCGGCGCUGUCGGUGCCGGUGGGCUUUGUUCCUGCGGUGGAUAAUCCCGAUCUUAAGUUGCCUACUGGACUGCAAAUCGUGGGCAAACGCUUUGAGGAUCUCACGUGCUUCAAGGUCGCGGCAGCGUGGGAACAGAGUCACGAUUGGAAGAGUCUGAUUUUUGGAAAUUAG